Macrosteles quadrilineatus (aster leafhopper) is the source of this 4444-nucleotide messenger RNA. RefSeq names its product FGFR1 oncogene partner 2 homolog. The record is from RefSeq and is a predicted model, not a curated record. The coding region runs from base 266 to 898 and encodes 210 amino acids. NCBI's taxonomy places the organism in Eukaryota, Metazoa, Arthropoda, Insecta, Hemiptera, Cicadellidae. The transcript is spliced from 6 exons.
CUAGAAUUUUUUUAACUUUCUAUCGUGAGUGAGACUAGUGAGAGUGAAGAGUGUUGGAUCUCGAUCUCGAAAUCUGUUUAAGAAGCGAUCAGUUACUUUUAUUACAGUAGAAAAAUAAGUCAUCGUGUAUUAAAAUCGGACGUGAAAUCUAGUUUUUACGCAAUAGAGCCCGUCGGAUUUUACAAUAUUUUGUAGGCUGCGUUAUCAAUGUUAUUUUGGUGACAAUGAGCACUAUUUUUGAUAGACUAGGCCUACAUCUUUAAAAAUGUCUUUAACAAUUCAACAAAUCCUGCAAGACGCCAAAAAACUGUCCAGCAAAUUGAAGGAACACGAUUCGGCAGCUGAUGUGAUCCUUUCACAGACUCAGUCUGUUUAUAAAAAGAUUGAUGCAAUGAAACAGUACAAGGAUGAGGUGGGAGAGCUGAAUGAGGCUGCAAGACAACGGCCACACUCCAUCCUCAUUGCUGGCAUCCAACAGGAGAACAGACAUCUGCGGGAACUACAGCAGGAGAACCGUGAGUUGCGAGCUGCAUUAGAGGAACACCAGAAUGCCCUGGAGCUCAUCAUGAGCAAGUACCGACAACAGAUGACUCAUCUAGUCAACAUGAGUCGUCAGGACUACCAAUCUCUCUACAAUCAACAGUACACUCAUGUGAUUGAAAAACAAGCUGACAAAAUUAGUGAGAUGGCUGCUGUUAUGAAGAUGGCUGCUAGGGUUGACGAUGACAACGGGGAUAAAGAUGAGGCAAAGAUUGUCCAGUUGACAACAGAAAACAAGGGUCUAAGAGAGCUUCUUGAUAUCUCAGUGAAAUUUGGUUCAACGGCAAAUGAAGAAGAAAGAGAAGAAGAAGAACCCCUAGACACAGGAACUAUAAAACUAAAGCAUGAAAAAACAUAAAAAGACAUCAUUAAACAGAAAAGACAUUGUUCACAAAGAAGUGGUGGAAAUGUGUAAAGUUAAUAAUAAUAAACAUUGGCCAUCUUUUAAUACCUUCAAGAGAUUAGAUCAUUUUGGUGGGGUGUGUAUAACCAUCGACUUAAUAUAUUAAAGUGUAGGUGUAUCCAUAGUCAAGAGUUUAACCAAGGCUCAUAUGAAAAAUAACAAAUGUUUAACAACCUAAAAACACAAAAACCCAGUUUUAACGAGGUAAAAUUGUAUUGUUAGUUUUGUACUUUUUACACUGCUAAUCGUUUAAAAUGUUAUACAUGUAACAACAAAUUUUAGUUGCUUAAAAUCUCUUGUGUUUAAGUAUUUCUUGUGCAGUUUUGUGUGUAACAUGACUGAGAAUGUUGACUGGUAACCUUUUGUAAGAAUUUCCUUUGUUAUAAAUCAAAAAUGUUAAUCACAAAAAUGAUUUUGUUAAGGUAUAUAUCGUCGUUUGCAAGAAGAAAGGGCGUAAGUUCAUCUAGGCUUAUCAUAUGAACUUACGCCCCCUCAUCUUGCAAACAUAGAUACUCCAUAUGUUUGUACUAGCUGCUAUAGUUCAGUUGUUGUACUUGUAAGCUGUUUGUACCCAUGCUUUGCAACGGAAAGAGGAUGCAAAAGAGAAAAAUGUGGUUCUUAGAUCUGCUGUAUGAAAUAGAAUACACAUCCAUUAUUCAUUUUAGAAACAGAACUUUUGAUUUAAUUUGAAAAGAUUAAAUUAUUUAAUAGUGUAGGCCUACUUACCUUAAAACCCCUACCUGUACUUAAGUCAAUAAAUCCUAAAGAAUUUUAACAUCAUAGCGUAACGUAACAAUAAAAUCAAUGACUUGAUAUUGAUUUUUAGCGAAUUUCCUAUAUAGGGAAUAAGAUAUUACCGUAGGUCUCAUAGUAAGACCUGAACCUGGGACCGAUUUACUUUUUCGUUUUGAUGUCCCCAGAGGCCAAAAACACCAUCUAUUCAAAUUCAUAUAUGGUGUUUUCCGAGGAUUUUUAAUUUUUUUGUUCAUUAUAGGGUUUUUGGGAGACCCUAUAAUAAACAAAAUAGUAUAUAAAUCGAUUGGAAUUGGUUACAAGGCUGAGAAAAAUCCAGUUUCCACCCUAUCGCCCUUUAAAUUGUCCAUGUUAUUGCUAAUACCUUUUUGUAGUUGCAGUUCAUAAAACAGCUGAAACAGGCAAUUUUUAUAGCAAUCUUAAAUUUUCAUAACGGGUUUUUUUAAUGAGUUGUAUUAUUUAUUAAAGUUAAAUAAAUGUAAUGUUUAUUUUAAAUUCUAGCAAAGCUCGGUCUCCUGGUACUUUGGCACUUUAAUACUUUUAAUACUUUUCAAUGAAAUGGCGACCAUACAAAGUAGGUAUUUUAAGCCAAGUAUGAAUGGAGAUGAGUGUAGGAUGAGUGGCGCGAUCCUGUAGUCUUAUUAGUGCCUAAGGCCGACUUAUUCCUUAGACACAGCUGUUAAUUAAUAGCCCAUACAGCUAAUGGCAACUAAGGGACCUACAGUUUUUAUAAUGGAAUCCGAACCACAUUUUGGUGUUCAAAAAUCACUCAAGGAAGGAUGCUGCAAGUACUAAUACAGAUAUUUUAACAUUAGUUUAUUGGUACUGGUACUUCCUCUAAGAACCUUUGGUACUGUAUGAAACCACUGUAUGAAACCUCAAUAAUACAUACCUUACUUCUAUUAAACGUAUCUUAAAGCUCCAUCUAUGCACUAUGAAAUGUCAUGCUGUAUUUGUAAAGCAAUAUUUGCAUGUAAAAGUAGAGUAGAUGGCCAAUCAUUAACAGGUAUAUUUUUUUUUGUCAUUAUUUAUUCAAAGGAUUUUUGUUAGUUUAAAGUGUAAAAUAACCUUCCAUGUGAGAGGAUACACCGUGUUCUGUUUGAAUCUUCCGGUUUCCGGUGUGUUCCAAGAGUACCAAACUUUACGGAUGGACAAGAUUUUUUUUGUAAUAAAAAAUGUCUACUCAAUCCAUUGCUUCCAAAGGACGAUUUCAACUUAUUUUUAUUAGCCUAUUCAGAAAUGUUUUAUAACUUUCAAAAAUGUAUGUUCCACUUGAAAAGCAAAUCAGUCUUACUUCCUCAUGUACAUUGUAAAGUAGAUAACCAAGCAUUAACUUAUUGUUGAUUCUAUCUUGUACUGACAGUUCUAAAGGAUCCUUGUUUUAUAAAAAACUACUAACAGAAAUUAUAAAUGAACAGUUAAGUUGCUUUCAAACAAUAUAUUGUUGUGUUCGUUGAUAGAUAGUGACAAACAAUGUGUAACCUUAUGAGUCAAAGCAAGGCCCCACUAGAAAAACAGGCCAUGCUGCAGCGCGGGCAGCAUCUAUCGACUACGUGACAGUGGUUGAUAGCUGUACUAAAAUGUUGCCGUUAAAAUCUGACAAACAACCAGCUUAUUUACCUAAAACAUAUGGGACAUUGCAUUGAAUCAAGGCCUGAAUCCGUCAACAAAUCUAUUCACUAGUGUAACGUCAUGGAUCCUGCACCAUGGCCUUUUUCUCUAAUUGGUUCUUGGUCAUGUGGUUAUUGUGGUUGUACAGUGAUAAAUGAAUUUCAUAAUGAACAUUUUAUAAGAUUUAUUGCAUUAAUAAAAAAAUAUAACAUCCAUGAAAAGAAAAGGUAAACAAGAAAGUAAAUAUUUAGAUAACAAUAAUUGGUAACAUAUAUUUUAAGUUAAAAUCAAUUAAAUACUGACAGAUGAUUAGGUACAGCCACAGUCAAAGGUGGCCAUCCAAAACAAGAAGGAGCCUUCUGUACUAGCGUCUAGACUGCCAGUGCAACUCCGAGGAUCGUGGAUCAGAGGCGCUGUGGCACCACCGCACCAUGUCGUACGCUUCCGAAUCGUACCGGCUCAUCAGCAUAGCCUAUCUAACUGUUCGCGGAAAAUUGUUAUCUCUAUCACUGUCAAAAUGUAUAAUUUGUAGGUUAAAUUUAAAUUAAAUACAACUAAACUGUCAUAACCUAACCAAACUUGCUAAUAAUGAUAAACUCGAAUGAACUUAAUCGAAAAAAUAGCUCUGUUCUAAAAAUAAAAUUAUAAAUGUCUCAAAUUCAAUUUUAUAAUUUUUAAUUAUAAAAUUAAACUGUCAUAACCUAACCAAACCAACUUGCUGAUAUGAAAAAAUUUGUUGACAAAAAGUAAGUGCUACCAACGGGAUUCGAACCCGGCACCUUCAGAUUAUUAGCCCGACGCGCUAUCCACUACACCAGCAAGGCUCAUGACUCAGCUCCGUAUGGUUGCGGUUAUGGUUGACGUCACGCCAUCGGCACGGAGCGGUGGUGGGGGGUUUUCCGAUCUGAUCCACGAUCCUCGGAGUUGCACUGGCAGUCUAGAUGCUUAUGCCUUCAGUAUGCAAGUAAUAUAUGUAAAUAGUCUUAACUAUAUUAUAUAUUUUAGUGUUUUAAUAAUAGCAUUGACUAUAAAAUCAGGUAAUUGUAUAUCUUUCAAUGAGUGAUUCAGGGUGGUUAUUUGUUGAUUGUUUGUUUUUAUGUUUUUGUUUACUAUUUAUUAAAAUUGAAUAACACUAGA